AAUAUAUGCUAUCCACAAGACGACUUACUAUCCGAACUUAAGAGAUUCAGAGCUCCACCUGCUCUGAUCAUUAAAGGCAUAGAAACCAUGGGCUUCAUCAUUGACUCCCAGGCACCUCGGGGCUUCCUCUUCAUCUUUCCUUUUAUUCGCCGGUCGCUUGCCCUUGUUGGGCACCCCACAGAUGGCCAAGACGGGCCGGCGCCCGGAAGUUCCCCGUCUGAUGAUGUAGGGAAUGACGAUCCAAACUGACACCUAGAAGAGAGGGUGGGGAGAGCGGGGCAGAGGGUUUUGUGGCGCGCAGGAGGGGCCCUGAGCUCGGCUCGAUGAGGCUGGGGGCUAGGUCCAAGCUUUAUAGUUGCCAGAGGAGCUGGCAGCGUUGCAGGCUCUAGAGGCCAGUUGGAGGGCCGGGACGCAGGACCUGAGGCUGGGGAGGCCUGGCUGAGCCUGUCCAGGGAGGGCCUCGAAUGCCAGCUGAGUCCAGACUAUACUGUGUGUUAUAGACCGCGUGUAGGAAACAGGUUUUAGGUGAUGUUUAUCCAUGAUAAGCCAGUUGUACACAGGUGUUGAUGAGUCAUUAACCACCUAGGGCAGCAUUUGGUCCACCCGGACUGGCGAGUGCACACCUGCAGCUGACGCCUGCGCCACGUGCUGGGGUCGGAGGCCGAGCUCACCGGCUGGUUGCUCUUUAGAGCGGGCAGGAGCCAGGCGGGCGGCCCGCCCCCCUAGGGCGGAGACUUCCGGAGCUGCGACUCACUGGAGCCGAGAGCUGGGGCGGGGCGGCGCGGCGCGGCGCGGCUCGGUGCAUUUCCAGGCGCCGCUCUCUGCCGCAGGGAACCCUGAGCUCGGCGCGCCAAGAGUCCCAGCAGGGCAAGGGGGCGCGGCGUCCUGGUCCUCGAGCUCGGGAGACAGAUGCGCAUGGGCGUGAGGGCAUGCGGACCUAAGCUCGGGUGAAGCUCUCGGGAAGGGCAAGACUGCGGCGACGAGAUGCGAGCAGAGGAGCCCUGCGCCCCCGGGGCCCCCAGCGCCCCGGGAGCCCAGCGCGCGCCGGGCCCCGAGCUGCGCCUGUCCAGCCAGCUGCUGCCCGAGCUCUGUACCUUCGUGGUGCGCGUGCUGUUCUACUUGGGGCCUGUCUACCUAGCUGGCUACCUGGGGCUCAGCAUAACCUGGUUGCUGCUCGGCGCCCUGCUGUGGAUGUGGUGGCGCAGGAACCGCCGCGGGAAGCUCGGGCGCCUGGCCGCCGCCUUCGAAUUCCUUGACAAUGAACGCGAGUUCAUCAGCCGCGAGCUGCGGGGCCAGCACCUGCCAGCCUGGAUCCACUUCCCGGAUGUGGAGCGGGUCGAGUGGGCCAACAAGAUCAUCUCUCAGACCUGGCCCUACCUAAGCAUGAUCAUGGAAAGCAAGUUCCGGGAGAAACUUGAGCCCAAGAUCCGAGAGAAGAGCAUCCACCUGAGGACCUUUACCUUUACCAAGCUCUACUUUGGACAGAAGUGUCCCAGAGUCAACGGUGUCAAGGCACACACUAACACGUGCAAUCGAAGACGUGUGACUGUGGACCUGCAGAUCUGCUACAUCGGGGACUGUGAGAUCAGUGUGGAGCUGCAGAAGAUUCAGGCUGGUGUGAACGGGAUCCAGUUGCACGGCACCCUGCGGGUCAUCCUGGAGCCCCUCCUAGUGGACAAGCCCUUCGUGGGAGCCGUGACUGUGUUCUUCCUUCAGAAGCCGCACCUACAGAUUAACUGGACUGGCCUGACCAACCUGCUGGAUGCACCGGGAAUCAAUGACGUGUCAGACAGCCUGCUGGAGGACCUCAUUGCCACCCACCUGGUGCUGCCCAACCGUGUGACUGUGCCUGUGAAGAAGGGGCUGGAUCUGACCAACCUGCGCUUCCCUCUGCCCUGUGGGGUGAUCAGAGUGCACUUGCUGGAGGCAGAGAAGCUGGCCCAGAAGGACAACUUUCUGGGGCUCCGAGGCAAGUCAGAUCCCUACGCCAAGGUGAGCAUCGGCCUACAGCAUUUCCGGAGUAGGACCAUCUACAGGAACCUGAACCCCACCUGGAACGAAGUGUUUGAGUUCAUGGUGUACGAAGUCCCUGGACAGGACCUGGAGGUAGACCUGUAUGAUGAGGAUACCGACAGGGAUGACUUCCUGGGCAGCCUGCAGAUCUGCCUUGAAGAUGUCAUGACCAACAGAAUGGUGGAUGAGUGGUUUGUCCUGAAUGACACAACCAGCGGGCGGCUGCACCUGCGGCUGGAGUGGCUUUCAUUGCUUACUGACCAAGAAGCUCUGACUGAGGACCAUGGUGGCCUUUCCACUGCCAUUCUCGUGGUCUUCUUGGAGAGUGCCUGCAACUUGCCGAGAAACCCUUUUGACUACCUGAAUGGUGAAUAUCGAGCCAAAAAACUCUCCAGGUUUGCCAGAAACAAGGUCAGCAAAGACCCUUCUUCCUAUGUCAAACUAUCUGUAGGCAAGAAGACACAUACGAGUAAGACCUGUCCCCACAACAAGGACCCUGUGUGGAGCCAGGUGUUCUCCUUCUUUGUGCACAAUGUGGCCACUGAACAGCUCCAUUUGAAGGUGCUUGAUGAUGACCAGGAGUGUGCUCUGGGAAUGCUGGAGGUCCCCCUGUGCCAGAUCCUCCCCUAUGCUGACCUCACUCUUGAGCAGCGCUUUCAGCUGGACCACUCAGGCCUGGACAGCCUUAUCUCCAUGAGGCUGGUGCUUCGGUUCCUGCAAGUGGAGGAACGAGAGCUGGGGAGCCCAUACACAGGACCUGAAGCCCUAAAGAAAGGCCCUCUGCUCAUCAAGAAAGUGGCUGCCAACCAGGGUCCCAAAGCCCAACCUCAGGAAGAAGGCCCUACAGAUUUGCCAUGUACGCCAGACCCUGCUUCUGAUACUAAGGACGCAUCCAGGAGUACCACAACCACCACCAGUACUACCACCGUUGCCACUGAGCCCACACCCCAAGAGACAGGUCCAGAGCCUAAAGGCAAGGACAGUGCCAAAAGGUUCUGUGAGCCUAUGGGGGAGAAGAAGAGUCCAGCCACCAUCUUCCUGACUGUCCCAGGUCCCCACUCUCCAGGGCCCAUCAAGUCACCCAGACCCAUGAAAUGCCCUGUCUCCCCAUUCGCAUGGCCGCCCAAGAGGCUGGCUCCCAGCAUGUCCUCGCUCAACUCCUUGGCCUCUUCUUGCUUUGACCUGGCAGAUAUCAGCCUCAACAUUGAAGGUGGGGACCUCAGGCGACGGCAGCUGGGCGAGAUUCGGCUCACAGUGCGCUAUGUGUGUCUGCGGCGCUGCCUCAGCGUGCUAGUCAAUGGCUGCAGAAACCUAACACCAUGUACCACCAGUGGAGCUGAUCCCUACGUCCGUGUCUACUUGUUGCCAGAAAGGAAGUGGGCAUGUCGUAAGAAGACUUCAGUGAAGCGGAAGACCUUGGAACCCCUGUUUGAUGAGACAUUUGAAUUUUUUGUUUCCAUGGAAGAAGUAAAGAAGAGGUCACUAGACGUUGCAGUGAAAAAUAGUAGACCACUUGGCUCACACAGAAGAAAGGAGUUAGGAAAAGUACUGAUUGACUUAUCAAAAGAAGAUCUGAUUAAGGGCUUUUCACAAUGACUUUACAAGACCAAAUAUACUUCUCAUCCCCUCUAACAUUCCUGGACCUCCUCUUCUCUCUUACCAACUCAGACGACACUACCUGCCGUCAGUUUUCUGUCUCUGCCUCUGCCUUCACUGCCACUUUUCUUGAAGCAGGGCAGCAUUCGAGAACAAAGUUUUUGUCAUGUUACUCUUAUUCCAGUUUUCUGCCACCUUAUUCACACGCAGAUGUUCUAUUCCAGAAUCGUCCAAAUACUAUGCUCUGCCGACUCAAGUCCUGUCUCAAACCUAUUUCCUCUAUUAAGUAAGUCAAUCCAUAGUGAAAUGGCCUCUUCCCACGGCCUGUAGCAUUUACUGUUGAUACUGAGUAUUUUCCAUUUUAAUAGUUCCCAGCCUUUAUAACACUAAGUUUUAAGAAAUGUUGAUUAGGCACCUGCUAAGGUUACAUGCUAAGCAGCUACUUAUAUUGUAUUUGUUAUUUAAUAUUUGUUUACUCUCCAGUUGAACAGUAGGGAACAAUUCAAGGUGCUUGAAUUGUUUUUCACCCUCACCAUCCAAGACUGUGUUAAGUACAUAGAAGAUGCAUGGUGAAAUUUGUUUCUGCUGAGGUUUCUAUUUUAAAUGCCAAAUUCUCAUAAUGUAGCAUUGAUGCCUAACCUGUCUACCUCAUGAUGGCAUUCUAAUUGCUCCCUAAAUAGACAAGUGCCUUGAAAAUGGAGAAGCACCAGAGAAAUAAGGGAAUGUAUCAUAUGUACAUCAAAACAUUAGCACCCCUAAAACAGCUAAUCAAAAUGGCAGAUAAGUGAAAACCUACCCCUCUUCUUCCAAACUUAAACCACCAACAUUUAUUUUAAACAUGGUCAAUUGAACCGUUUUUACCUGUGUCAGGCAACACAGGUAAAUACGUGGUGAUGGUCUGAAGAGGAGUUAAAAUGUUGAAGGGAACCAGAAUUUUAGUACACACCAGACAGGAGGCAAGUUUAUAUAGGCACUGUGUGAGGGGCAGGGAGCCUGAAAAGUUGUUAAUACCUUGGCUGCCACUGAGGACAAGAAUUGGUUUUCAGCAGUGGGUGGAAACAAUCAGCUAAUAAUGCAGGAGCAGAGGGUCUGAAGUUAACAUCAACUUGGUGCAGAAACCCCCAAACCUGGGACGGAAUGUGAAUAUUGGUUUAGAACCUGGAAUCCUGUGAAGCCUUGAUGGAGGCAACCAUAAAAUUGGCCCCACAGGGUUGCCACUCCCAUCCAGGGUACAUGUGUGACAGCUGCAGCAGAUGGCUGUCACUAAAGGGAAACUCACGGGCAAAAAUUAUGAAACAAAACAAAAACAGACUUUUAAAAAAAUAUAAAGUGCACAGGAAUAUCAAACUGAAAAAUAGCCAUAGAUAAUAUUUCAGCAAGAAGGAAAAUGUACCAGUAAGGCAGAAAUAGCAUGUGAGAAGCAGUGGAGAGCAAAGAAAUCCAUAAAAUAUGUUGGCAAACCUAAGCAAGUUUUGAUUGUUCACAAGAUAUAAACAAAUAACCAAAGAUUUUUGCAAGGGUUCAGAAACAUAGUAGAACUAAAAUGCUAGUACUAACAACUAAGAAGGGGCAGCUAGGCUGAUUAAGAAGAAAGUAUUCAAGACCAUAUCUUAUUUAAGAAGCUAAAGAUACUUAUCUUAAAAAUAUAACUCUGUGUGAGUCAGUAACUAAUUCAUUACCUCUCCGCUUCAAAUUGACGUCUGUCUCCUUUGCUCCUUUCCCGGCGGGCUUGAUGUUUGGCUUUGCCAAUAGGGGGCGAUGGAAGGACACGCUAUCGCAGGAAGAAGGGGCUUUUCUUCUGAUGUUUUCCAUGGCUGCUAGCUAAUUGGCAUAUAGAGCUGUUCUCAAUCAUCUAAGUACCCCACAGUUUACCCUUGGCUCAUGCCCUAAGAACCAUGGCCUUCAUGUUUUAUCAGCAGGCAACACCUUUUGGCAAGUUUCUUAGCCACAAGUGAGUUGCAUGGUCCUAUGGCUGCCAGAGGAAGUCUAAAUCUCAGCCUGGUAGGGAGGCACUUAGUUUCUAACUUCCUUUCUUGUUCACUCUCCCUUACCCCUGGGGGGAAGGAUCUGCAUCCCGAAGUUGAUAUUCUGUAUCCCCUGGAGUCCACUUCUACCCCAUUUAGUAGUAAAUACAAGAAUUGCUAACUAGUAAAAGGUGGUUAAAUUUUUCAUGUUUGGUUACCUGUGCAAUGUCGUUUCUGUCUAAGUAUGUGUUCAAAAUUGCAAGAUAACUAUGAAAAUAGAGUAAUAGCAGAAAGCCAAUAAAGUUGAUAUAUAAAACUUCCAAAUUAGCAGUGAAGAAAAGGUUAUAAAGAAAAAUCAACCCUGCAAAAAGUAGGAGGGGAAAGCAAAGAAAGACAUAAUUAGACAAUACAAAAGAUGGUCAAGAGACUUCUAAAUAUAUUUGUAAUUACAAUAAACACUAUUAAAAUCUAGAAUAUCAAAUGAAAUAAAAGUAAAAAGCAGUUAUAUGCUGUUUAUAAGAGGUUCACAUCAAACAGAAAUGUUGAAAGUAAAAAGAUUAAAAGAUCCAUCCAAGAAUCAUUUAGAUUUCUAUUAAUGGCAGCAAACAUAUUAAGAAACAGAUGCUCCCUAUUGCCACUUCUAUUCAACAAUGUAUUGCAGCCUGAGUAAUAGGGCAAAAAUAGGUACAUCUAACCAAAACUAUGUGCAGAUGAUAUGAUCAUGAGCAUGAAAUCCAAGAUAAUCUAAAUUGCUAGAAUUAACCAGAAAGUCUUCAGCAAGCUUGCUUGAUACAAUGUUAAAAAAACUGUAGUUCUGUUCCCUAAGAGAAAAUAAGUGCAUAAAAAUAUCAAUAUAUAUGAAUACAUUCAACAACCCCUAUAAGAAAACUAAAACUUUUUAAAUAAAUGUUAAAGUAAACCUAAAAUGGAGAGCUAUGCCAUGUUUGAGGUUGGAAAACCCAACAAAUGCCAUUUCUCUCCAAAUUAAUCUAUAUGUUUAAUGAAAGCCCAAUAAAUCAACAGGUUGUGUGUGUAACUUGAUAAGCAGAUUCAAUGUACGCAGAACUACAAAGGGUAGAAAGCCGCCUACUCAACACCAAGGUUCAGUUUCAAGCUGUAAUAACUAAGAGAGAAUGGUACUAGUGCAGGGAGCCAACUGGGCCAAAAGAACAGAAAA
Messenger RNA from Symphalangus syndactylus (siamang), 6750 nucleotides. It is a transcript of the gene ESYT3, whose product is annotated as extended synaptotagmin 3. Gene Ontology annotation, molecular function: phosphatidylinositol binding; calcium-dependent phospholipid binding; phosphatidylcholine binding. Lineage: Eukaryota; Metazoa; Chordata; Mammalia; Primates; Hylobatidae. Gene Ontology annotation, cellular component: endoplasmic reticulum membrane. Gene Ontology annotation, biological process: lipid transport. The record is from RefSeq and is a predicted model, not a curated record.